CGCCGAGGCGGCGGCGGCGGCAAGAUGGCGGACUUCCUGCCGUCGCGGUCCGUGCUGUCCGUGUGCUUCCCCGGCUGCGUGCUGACGAGCGGCGAGGCCGAGCAGCAGCGCAAGUCCAAGGAGAUCGACAAAUGCCUGUCCCGGGAGAAGACCUACGUGAAGCGGCUGGUGAAGAUCCUGCUGCUGGGCGCGGGCGAGAGCGGCAAGUCCACCUUCCUGAAGCAGAUGCGGAUCAUCCACGGGCAGGACUUCGACCAGCGCGCGCGCGAGGAGUUCCGCCCCACCAUCUACAGCAACGUGAUCAAAGGCAUGAGGGUGCUGGUAGAUGCUCGAGAGAAGCUUCACAUUCCUUGGGGAGAUAAUACAAACCAAUUCAAUGGAGAGAAGAUGAUGGCAUUUGACACACGGUCACCCAUGGCGGCCCAGGGAAUGGUGGAAACCAGGGUGUUCCUACAGUAUCUUCCUGCUAUAAGAGCCUUAUGGGCAGAUAGUGGCAUACAGCAUGCCUAUGACCGGCGUCGAGAAUUUCAACUGGGUGAAUCUGUAAAAUAUUUCUUGGAUAAUUUGGAUAAACUCGGAGAACAAGAUUACAUUCCAUCACAACAAGAUAUUCUGCUUGCCAGAAGACCCACCAAAGGCAUUCAUGAGUACGACUUUGAAAUUAAAAACGUUCCUUUCAAAAUGGUUGAUGUAGGGGGUCAAAGAUCAGAAAGGAAACGUUGGUUUGAGUGCUUUGACAGUGUGACAUCAAUACUGUUCCUUGUUUCCUCAAGUGAAUUUGACCAGGUGCUUAUGGAAGACCGACUGACCAAUCGCCUUACAGAAUCUCUGAACAUUUUUGAAACCAUCGUCAACAACCGGGUUUUCAGCAACGUCUCCAUAAUACUCUUCUUAAACAAGACAGACUUGCUCGAGGAGAAAGUGCAGAUUGUCAGCAUCAAAGACUAUUUCUUAGAAUUUGAAGGGGAUCCCCACUGCUUAAGAGACGUCCAAAAAUUCCUGGUGGAAUGUUUCCGUAACAAACGCCGGGACCAGCAGCAGAAGCCCUUAUACCACCACUUCACCACUGCUAUCAACACAGAAAACAUCCGCCUCGUUUUCCGUGAUGUGAAGGAUACUAUUCUUCACGACAACCUCAAGCAGCUUAUGCUACAGUGAUGUACAAAAGACUCGCUAUUUUAAUAUCUUUUUGUGUUUUUGAUUGUUUUCUGUUUGUGUUUUGUUUUUUAAAAUAGCAGUUUACAACAGGAAUUAGAAAAAUCUUGAUUCUAUGUUUAACUUCUUGGAAAUCUUAGUCCGUCUUCUGUGGACUUUGGUUUGUGGCUGAGAGCUGCUGAAUAACACAUUGCCAAUAUCUGCUGAAGUUUAGGCUUGGAUCUGUUUCAGUACGGCUUGCACUUGAGUCAAGUUGUAAUUUCCUGGCAGACCUCAGACUAUAGGUGUAUUUCAGGCUUUACAUUAGUCCACUUUUCAAACUGAAUUCUGUAGUGCCAAGUAUAGAAGAUGUCCUUAAAUAUUUGCAGGUAUGAGACUAAGAACGAACAAAGUAAGUAAGCUAUCUUUUGUCUGCCUUAUUACACAUAGCAGUAACACUUGUUGCCUACCUUUAUGGUGACGACCUCUUUUGAAAGGGCUAUUGGAAAGAAGUUUGAGCUAAGGAAUGUCAUUCGGUAGGUUUACACAGAUUUAGCCUUCAUGUUUUUGUAAUUGCUUGUACACCCAGCAGUUAUUUUGUUUCUCAAAUGUCUGUGGUUUCUGAAGGUGAUGUUCAUAGUGUUUGAAGGUUUACAUAAGGAUUUCUGGUCUGUCUCAUGCUGAUGAGUUCACAGAUGGUAUGGGGGAGCAAAAGGCAAGCAGAUGCCAUAGAGUGUUUUGAUCAGAAGUAAUGAGGGAAAUGGAAUUUGCCUUUUACAUAUUUAAUUAUCCUGUAAUUAAUGUGCCGUAUGUGAAACAUCCUGGCCUCACGGCAACUAAACACUGCAAGCAACUUGGUAGCAGAACUUUCUGAAUAAACAUACCCUUUCCAGAAUAUCGUGUGUCUUAACCCUCAAACUUUUAAAUCCUGUCUCAGAUGAUUUGGGUCUUUGCUGUAGGAAAUCAUUCUGUGAUCAUCACAGACAUCUUUUUUUUUUUUUUUGCUCUCUUGUCCAUUCCCUUCAACUCCAGAUUGUGGCAUUUAUGGGUUUUUUUUUCCCCCCCCUCCUUUAUUUGGAGCUUGCCAAGGGCAGUAUUUUCCUGUCAAAUAUUCAAGAAGGCAUUAUUCGAGCCUCCUAGUCAUUCUUGGUGUAUCGCUAAAAGAUGCAGUAUAUGCAUGUUUGUGUAGUUAUUGUUUAUGGAAUACCAGCUUUUUUGAGGUACAUUUUAAAUGUUAAAGACUGCUUCUAAGGAUAAGUAGUAAUUUUUUAGUUCACACCUAAAGUUGAUUACAUUUGGCCACCCCUCACCACUUACCAAGUUAGAACAAAGUAACUUUAUGAUUACGGAGGCUUUUAUGGUGAACUCAUCAGAAUGGCUGGUUUGCAAUCAUAAAAAUACUGUCUUGUAGGUUGUAUGUAGUGUUAGAAUUGGGUUUAGAGAAACAGAUGUUUAAGGCUGGUGACAGUUUGAAAAGUGUGACAGCUUUUCUCCUUCUCCUGAAAAUUGUGAUUAAGACUGUGAUAUCUGCCACUUUACAGUAUAGCUGACUGUUCUCAGGUAUUUUUUGGUUAGAAAGCCCUUGGAAAGACUGGUCAACAUUACGGAUCGCCCAGUCUUUCCAAGACAGUUUUGCUUGGUGUAUUCUACCAUUGGGUAUAAGGCUGGGCUUUUCAGUGAGCUAACCAGAGAUUGUUCCUAACAUAGCUUCUGUUCUUGCAUUUUAAGUUCCCAUCCUCGUAUACAUAGCAACUUCCAGUGUUCAUGCAUUGGUAAUACAUGAGCUACAAACAUGUAGCCGGCAUCAUAAUGCAAGUGUGCGUAGUAUAGUUGAUGCAUGUCUAAAUAAUCAACUGCUUCUUGCCAAAAAGAAUACACUGUUGGAAUUCACAGGUUUAGCAUCAUUUCUGUGCUAAUGAAUAUCUCUGAAUAUGUGCACAGUAACAUUGGACUGUUCAAUGGAGAGUCUAAAUGUAAAUUUAGCCAGUAGUUUUAUUGAAUUAUCAAAUGUUAUCUAUCUCCACUGAAGGCUAAAUAAAUUCCCUGUAUAUAAAGGAAACUCAGUCUUACUUAAUAUCGGUGCCCUGAGCUAUAAAUACUGCCUGACAGAGCAGAAAUCACCAAGUUUCUCCAUUUUGACCACCACCAAGAAAUGUUAAACCACAUAGAUACGGUAUUAUUUUUGGGCUUUGUGAUUCUCUUGCUUGAUGUGUGCGAUGUCCCAGUCAAUAUUCUUUUAAAAUAAAGUCUAGAAUAUAUUUUGAGACAGUAAAUUACAUAUAUUUACUUCCAGAUGUGUGUGAAUAUCCAGUAGAAUGGUAAGGUUCAGUCUAAAGGCUUUAGACCACAUUUUUUAUAUACUGUAUUUUUAAAACAUUUGAAGGAGCCUUAUACCUAUAGAAUGAAAACCAGAUCUGUUUGAAAUACCACUGUAUGAAGAAGGAGAUGAAAUUUAGGAACAGAAUUGAAAGGGUAUUACAAUUUUCACUAUGCUGUUUCCCUCCCCCCCCCAACACACAUACACACAAUCUCUAAAAAAGUAAUUUAAAUUUAAUGUUCUUUUGGUGUGUUCAAUUUUCCAAGUUUUCAUGGUUUUGUUUUGGAAUAAAACGUGCCUAAUUCUAUACUACAUUCUGUUCUUAAGCCUGAUUGCCUUCUCUCUUAAUUCUCAAGAAAUACCACACAAGUGUCUUCAUUGCCCUUGAACAAAUUUAUACCAGACAGAGUUGCCUUAUAAAUCCAAGAACAACACAAAUUUAGGCCUUGAUUUUUUUAGGGGAAAGGGUUUUGUCACAUGUUUUCUGAAGAUCUAAAUAAUUCAAGAUGUGUAUCUGCCACUAAAAUAUUAAUUUUAGUAACCUGAACUGUUGCUCUCUGCCAAAUAUUUUAUUAAAUUGAAAUCUUCAUUUCCAUUUUAUUGUCUGGAAAGGGCACUUGAGAGCUAGAGAGUAACUGCAACAAAGGAGGCAAAGUAAAGUGAAAAAGAUCCUUAUUUUUUGUUUUCUUUUAAGAAGUUACAUUGGCAUGUACUUUACAGAGAGUAAGACUGCUGGCUGCUGGUUAACCUCUGAAAUCCUAUUCAGUUGGGUGGCAGUGGUUGGUUUAAAGUAGAACCUUCAAAGUUACCUUAAUACCAGAAAUGAUUAUGAUAAGUAUUGAUUUAGAGUCAGUCAAAGCCCUAUGCCCUAUAAUAGUUUUUGUAAGCAAGAAUGGGUAAACCUUACCUUUCAAUGCAUACCCAAGUAUUUGUAUUUAUGCUUUUGAUGAAAUGUAUUUUCAGCAUUCAUACACAUACCUGGUUAUGACUUAUUUAUAUGAAGAAUAAAGUUGCCAAGAUAUGCUCUAUCAUGUCCGCUCAAAUCACAGUUAAGAAGCCCUGAAAUUGGUGCUUUCAUUACAUAAUGAUAUAUUCGAAGCAAAAUUCUCUCCAUUGCAAUUUGUAGCAUUGUUAAUUUCUUCGUAUGUAAGUAACCAAAAAACCAAAUAUCAGUGUUAACUCUUAAUUUCUUGUUUGAAUCCAUGAAAUGAUGCCUGUAAAGCCAGUCAGACAUUUGUAACAAAGCCCAUAAUAAAUCUAGAGAAAGUCAGCCUGUUACUUUUUCAUUUAUUGUAGUUUGAGGAAUCACUAACAGAAAUUUUGCACACGUCUUUUUCAGUUGGAAAUGCUGUCGUUGGACUGGGUCACUCUGCCCCCUUUCCCAGCAUUUUGACAUGUUAGACGAGUCGCAUUCGUUACCGGUGAUCUACCCAUGUUUUGUACCACUUGAUUCAAAGUACUGAUUUUUUUUUUCUUUUUAAGUGAUAGGAUACAAGUUGGCUUCCCAAUCUAGUAACCAUGAGGAAGAGAGAGAUUGUAUGUGAGUCGGUGUGUGUAUGUCUCCAGGUCCUAAAUGAAGCAGAUAAUACAGUACAUACCUAGUAUUUUAUGGUACGAGGUUAGGGCUUAAUAAAUUUAUACUAGAGAUUGAAGUAUAAAUCUAAACCUGAACAUUUUAAACAAGGUGGCCUUGAUGACUUUUUCAGGUACCAUCAAGUAGGUAUUAGCCUUAGCGUGGUAAAUUAUUAUUAACUUCAUUUUGAAGUUCAAUGUUUGUACCACUAGUAUUGCUGUGUCUACUUGGAUGUGUAGUUAGCAUUUAAAUAAAUGUGUUUACAUUGUUGGCAUUUAAGCCCAACCAUCUUGGUUUAGAUACCAGAGCUUAUGUGGGACACUGAUUGUUCUUAAAGCAUUAAUGAUAGGACAGUAUUUUCUGGGUUAAAAGAGAUUUUAUAACCUAUCCAAGUCUGCCGUUGAUGAUAACGAUGGAAACUUCCAGGUGGAUCGAAGUAUGCCAAGGCCCACUCUGCAUGAAUUUUCAGGCAGUGAGUAUCACAAUAGCAAUGUGCUACUUUCUCAGAAUGUGAUUUUUGGUUUGUAUUUAGAAAGCUUGCUUAUAACGUUUCUUGCCAUAGUAGGUGAUGACUUUGUCCUCAGUCGUGUCUAGUUGAUGGUACCAAGAAAAAAAGGGAUGGGGGCAAGUAGGGAUUAAUUCUUGAAAAAUAUAUGUAACAAUGCAACAAACUAUGCCAUUUACCUUUUCUUUACCUCUUACUUGAAAGCAGAAUCGCAUAUGUUUUAAAUGGCUUUUCUAUACUACUAUUCUGUGGCGAGAGCUUAUUUAGCCCAAGAAUCCUCAUCAAAAAGUGUAUUUUCUAACAGCCUCACACUGUACCUAACAAACCAUGAUUUGUAUCGGCUCUGUAUAAAAGUAUUGUGGCUUAGGUUUUGUUUUUUUCAUAUACAUAUAUCUUUUUUAUAACUUUCCAGGAACUAAGCACAUUAUCUGAUACUGUAAAUUUCUUUUCUGUCAGUGCUUUAGUUCAGGAUUGGCAAUAAAUUAUUUCUAAAGGAGGUCUAAAAGUAGAAAGAACGGUUUGAUUUUAUGAGUUGCUAGUUCAUUAAGGCUUUUUACUUUUGUACAUAUUUUGCAAACAUUCUGCCUCUUGCUAUUAAUAUUUGCUUUGUAAAAAUUACUGACGUUUAAUAAACAUUUAUAAACUCUUCAGUACUAUGAUGUUAUUUCAACUAGCAUUUGAUAAAUAUAAAGUGUAAAGCCAAUAGCUUAAAAGUUUGAAAGUAAAAAUCUCAUCUAGUGACUUUAGGCACAGAAAUGUCUAUUCUGGCAGCUCUCUGACAGUACUUGGCCUUUCUAUCAGACCAUAAACUUUCCCUUACUAAAGAUGGAGAUGUGGACUUCUUCCCAGAAAGUUCAUAGACACUUCAUGUGUUUUGACGUCGAGUAGGGGAAGGGGAACCUUUUGUCUUUCUGCUCCUCUUAUACUAGCUGACACCGUUAACAUGUAUCUGGGCUUGUGGUUCCUUCAGCUGGCAGAAGUAAUGCUAUUAUGUCUAUAGCAAUUGACACAGUGUUUACAAAACAAACCAUGUUACCACUCAUCCAUACACUUUUAAGGUAUAUACAGAAAAAUUGCAAAGAUAGUACAGAGUUGCCAGUGUUCCACACCCCUUAUAAUGGCUUCUCUAAUUCACCUCUUAAAUUGGCGUGGUGCAUUUGUCACAAUUCAUGAACCAAUGCUGAUUACUAUUAACUCAUCAAUACUUCAUUCCAAUUUCCUUAUUUCUCCUUAAUGCCCCUUUUCUGUUCCAGCAUUUUAUCAACAACACUGUUGCAUUUAGUCAUUGUGUCUCCUUAGGCACGUCUUGGCUGUGACAGUUACUCAGACUGUCCUUGUUUUUGGUGACCUUGACAGUGUUGAGGAGUACUGGGCAAAUAUUUUGUAGAAUGUCUAUUGAGAGUUGAUGUUUUUUCUCAUGAGUAGAUGGGCUAGGGGAUUUUGCGGCCACAGAGGUGAAGUACCAAUCCUAUCAGCAUGUGGACCUCUCAUCUUUGCCCUUUAAAGCUUCAGCUACGUUAGGAGCUGUUAAGUAAUUCCUAGCAGGUUUAUACCUUUUCUUAACUGGCACACACGCAUGUACUGAAAGGUGUGCAUGUACUUUUCUCCCCUCCCCCAAGGCAGAUUGAAGGGUUUUCCUUCCCUGCAGUUGAAAUUGCAAAGCAGUUGUAAAUGUCCUGAGGCCUGUGGGCUCCCUGCCUCUCUGGCAAAGGAAAAUUCUGUUCCAUGGCCUUGCAUUUAACGUGACAUUUCACCAUCGGUCCAAGAAACAUUGAGGUAGAAAAAUUCGAUCUUAAUUUCUAAAUACCUAAAAACCUGUGAUUUUGGAAACAGGUCAUUAAAAGGCUUUCUGGGAGAGAUUUAGAUCCUUUCAAGUUGUGGCCCAAACAGUUAAGCACCGGACUACUAACUAAAAGGUAUGCAGUUCAAACCCACUCAGCGGCCCCUCUGAAGAUAGGCCUGGCAAUCUGCCAAAAAGUCACAGCCUUGAAAACCCUAUAGAGCCUAUUUCUAUUCUGCGCCCAUGUGGUUGCCAUGAGGCGGAAUCAGCUUGAGGGCAACUGACAAGUUUAAACUCACUUGAACAUUUGAAUCCCCCAAACCAAAAAGCCCCUUCCUUAAAAACUUUUUUUUUUUCUUAAGCUAGCCAUGAGUGAGUCGGAAUCUAUUUGAAGGCAACUAACACCCUCAUUGUUAGAAACAAGGGAAUAUUCAUUAUUGUAAAAGGAAAGAGUUAAAACUCAAAACUACUGUCUUGCAAAGUAUUUUGGCACAAUCAUGAUUAAUCUGACAAUCACAUGUCUUUGGCAUAGGAUGCUGUCUCAAGAUGACCUGAUAUUGCUCACAAUGUGGGUUGUUGAAAAAGAGAGACUCUAGUCUUUUGGGAAGGCAAGGCUUAUAGGUUAAACCAAGGGUUUCUUUUGUGGAAAUUUGGCGAAGCUUCAAAAAACUGAUGACCUCAGGCAAUGUUUUCACAUACGUGCUGUAGUUUUUCCUCAGAAAUUAAUGAGGCACCUGAAAUACAGUAUUGUGGUUACAGCAAGAAGUAUCCCUGAAAACACUGUGCCGCUAUAUUUCACAAGGGUUCCCUUUUCUCUCUAAGUACACCAAGGAAACAAAAGGCUCAAACAAGUAUUUGAUACAAAAUAACUAUUCAUGGCAGCUAUGUUAAGCUUCUGUGUUUGCCACAAGAAUACUGAGGAAAGUUGUGGCCAGAAUUAACACUUAUUCUGAGUGGAAGAGUGUGUUGAUUUUUCUUUGCCCCAUGAAGGUACGUGGAAGGAAAACAAAACCAGCAAAGUCUUUUUAAAAGUUGAUAAUCCUUUUGUAAUUAAUUCCAUUGCAGCUUGAGACUUAUACUUGUUUUUCUGUCCCUGUUCAGCAUUGGAGAAUGGAGGGAACAAGCAUGUGAGGUGAAACUUGGAGAAGGCCAAACAAUGUUGACCUUGAGAGAGAAAAAGUAUAGCUGUUUCAUUUUAUCUUCCUGGUAUUUUACAUGGAAAAACCCAGUUCUAGUAAGCUUUGUAAGAUGCAGCAAGAUGGUUUAAUGUCAGAGUAGUUACUCAAAAACUUUAUCCUCCAGGGAGAAAUACAGCACCCAUAGUUCAGCUGUAUUGAAGAAAUUACAGAUAAAAACUGAUUUUAUACAAGCAAUCUCUCCAUUUGUAGCAGGUUAUAGUUUGAGAAAGAAGUACUCGGCUGCUAACUGUAAGGUCAUCAGUUCAAACCCACCGGUGGCUCUUCAGGAGAAAAAACCUGGCGAUCUUCCCCUAAAGAUUAAAAAAAAAAAAAAAAUUUUUUUAUUUAGGAAAUCCCCUGGGGCAGUUCUGCUCUGUCACAUGGGAUCACCAGAAGUCAGAAUGGACUUGAUGGCACAAAACAACAACAUCUUUUGGGAAAGAUGCUGUAAGUCAAUGUAAGAGGUGAAUACAUUCCAAAUAUGGGCUGGGUGCCCAACCUUAUGGAAAUAAUGGGCAUAAAACUAGUGGAGGUUUUCUAUACAGCCUAAAAUCUUUCCAAAGCACAUACAACAAAAUAAAGCUCCAAUUCCCUGGCCUGGCAGUCAAGGCAUUUAUGUUCUAGCAUCAAGUUGCCUUUCCAACGAGCCUUCCCUUCUUAUUUCCUUCCCUCCGACUUAACUAUCAGUUGCUGUGGAUCCAAUUCAGAUUCAUGGUGACCCCACGUGUGUCACAGUAGAACUGCACUCCACAGGGUCUUCGAUGGCUGAUAAUUCAGGUGUAGAUUGCAAGGCCUUUCUUCCGAGGUGCUUCUGGGUGGACCCGAACCUCCAACCUUUAGGUUAGCAGCUGAGUUCUCUUUGCCAUUAGUCCCUUAAGGAGAGGGUAUAGGAUACGCCUGUGAUUUGGGGGAUAGGAACAUGGGCUUUGUAUAAUCCAGGAUAAUCCCCCAUCUCAAGAUCCUUAACUUAAUCCCAUCUGCAAAGACCCUUUUUCCAGGGACAUGGCUCUCUCUUGGGGGGCCAUCUUUUAGCUAAUACGGUCAGUAGCAAAGGGAAUGUUCCGGUAGCUGUGAUUUUGUCCCUCUGCUGCCUGUUUACUCUGGAGAUGUGCCUGCCUCACCUCCACACUUCCCUAACAGCAAACACGUCAUCUUUCCCUCUCAGCUCAGCUCUCCCGGCUGACUUCCUUUUUCUGCCCACAAUCCACAUCAUUUUCUCCAUUGCCUUCCUGAGAGCCAUCUGUGACCUUCUAGCUCCUUCCUCUCCCUGACACCACCCCACCCACACUUUAUAUUGAUAACCAAAUCUCUGAGCAGAGGGGAAGUUCUUGUCUAUCUCCUUGAAUUUCCAGAGAUGGGGCUGGGCCCUAGAGAGAGACAGUGACUUGCCCACAUCACGGAACGAUUCCAUGGCAAGGCUGGUAAAAUUCUUCCUGAGAACCAUGCUCCUUCCACCCCUUUAUCUCUAGCCUGCUGUCCCCUCUUUGGCCCUGUCCUCGUCUCCUCUCAUGGAGAGACUAUAGAAACCUCACUGGCUUUCUCUGUCCAGUCUCCUCUUGGGCCAAUCCAACCAGCAUCUCUUUUACUGCUUUUACUUAUGUUGUUAUUGUUGUCAUUCUUAGCUGCUGUCAACCAACAACAAACUGACCCUCAGCUCAUGGUGAUCCCACGCACAAAGGAACAAAACACUGCCCAGACCUGCUCCAUCCUUGCAAUCUGUUACAGAUCAGACGGUUGUGACCCACAGGGUUUACACUGGCUGAUUUUUGGAAGCAGAUCGCCAGGCCUCUCUUCCUAGUCCAUCGUAGUCUGGCAGCUCCACUGAAACCUGUUCAUCAGAGCAACCCACAAGCCCCCACUGACAGACGGGUGAUGGCUGUGCCUGAGAUGUAUUGGGCCAGAAUCUAACCCCAGCCUCCCACAUCGAAGGGGAGAAUUCUACCACUAAACCACCAAUGCCCCCUAACUUUUUUUUUUUUUUUGCCUUGUGUUACCCCUGCAGAAAUAGCUUCAAUGCCUCCCCAGCACCUAGAGGCCAAGUCCAUCCAUUCAGCAAACAUUUAUGGAACAUCUACUCUGUGCUAGCCGCUGGAAGGCAGGGGAACACAGUGGACCAGACACAAGCCCUGCCCGCAAUGACAGUCCUUCCAUAUACUGCCUUGGCCUGGUAUUCACUGUUCUCACCUGCCUUUCCUGGCCAACACCUACCCUCUGCUGCCCCAAUGGCCCACCUCCACAGCCAGAGGUCUGCACUCCUGCUACUGCUCAUUCUGGAGGAGAGUCCCCUGUGUGCAGAAUGCCCUGAGCCUGUCCUUGCCCGUGAAACUUCCCUGCAGUCCUGUCCAGUCCUCUGAAUGUUGUCACCCUCCUCAUGUGUGCCAUUCUGUGGCCCGUGAUCCUCUACGUCAGUGCCGAGCUCUGCUUUCUGUCCUGGCUUGAUGGAAGGAGAUCCUGGCAGCUGCCUUUGCUGCCUCGUGGGGUCGGUUCCUGUCUCCAUUCCUCCUCCACCACCACUUUUGCUACUGUCUGGCUCUUUCAGCUUUUGCCACUGCCUGGAAGGUGGGUGCAUGACAGCAGUCUGCCCAGUGGAAACACCUCUGACUCCAGGACACCCAACCCACCCUCUGGAAGACAGCUCUCCCUGGCAUUGCCACUGGUGGGGAGGCACAGCCGUGGCUGAACCAAGUCGGGGGUAGGCCCCUCAGCUCAGGGUUCUAAGCAAGAGCUGAGAAGCCUGUCGUCCACUCCCACCUGGGUCCAGAACCCUGGGGUCCUCACAGGGAAUUCCGUUCGGCCUCCCACAGUGAACGCUCCUGCCUGUGGUUAAACUGGGCAUGUCCCUUUCUUUUGACCCUGAGGAACCCGACCAGCCAGACGGCGCAGAUUCCUGACAUUUUUAUGGGCAUUUUACUGGUUUCCUUACCUAUUGCUGUGUAACAAACUACUCAGAAACUUUGCGACUUAAAGCAACAGAGAUGCUAUUUGCUCUUAGUUCUGUGGGUCAGGAAUUUAAACAGGGCCCAAUGGGGGUGGCUGGAACAUCCCAGAAGGUGUCUCCACUCCCAUGUCAGGGGUCUCAGCUACUUUGGCUCAGAAGUGUGGGGGCUGCCUGGAUAGCUAGCUGCCCCAGGGGGCACAAGCCUGGCUUUGUUCCUUGGUUCUCCUCUGCAGAACCACAGGGUCUCCCCCUCUCCACGUGGUCCCCCCCCGCCUCCCAGCAGGAUAGCCAGUUUGUGACGUGAUGGCUUAGGGCUCCCAAGAAUGCAAACGUGGAAUCCGCAGGGCUUGCUGAAGGCAUUGGCCUAAACUGGGAAGGUGCCUCUAUUGGUUUAAGCAGCCCAGAUUCAAGGGGAGGGGUCUAUGGAGGUAGGAAUACCAGGAGGCAUGGUUCACUGGGGCUGAGGAUGUAACAAACUACUAUAUAUAUCUUAUCUCUCCAGGUGGGGACUAAAUCUUGAGGUACCCCUCACAAUGGCUCAUUCCUAGGAGCUGCUUGGUCAACGUUUUGUUUUACUGAGAAAGGACUGAGGAGACCUCAGGUGCCAUGGGGCCACCUGACAAAGCCUGUCAUACUGCCAAUCCCUUCAUUACCAAGAGGUAUCCUUGGGAUUGGUUGACAGAAAAUGUAGCAAUUUCAACCACCACUUCAUUUUACAAGUGACAAAACUGAGUCUCAUUCCAGCUUUAAGCUUAUAACACUUGCUAAAGGCCACAUACCAGGAACCCUGUGGCACAGUGGUUAAGGGAUCCACUGCUAACCAAAAGGUCAGCAGUUCAAAUGUACCAGCCGCACCUUGGAAACUCUAUGGGGCAGUUCUACUCUGUCCUAUAGGGUCGCUAUGAGUCAGAAUUGACUCAACGGCAAUGGGAAAGGCCACGCAAUAAAUUAGGAGGUUAGGCUUGAGAGUCCAGGAUUCUCAUUUUUUAUUGAAAAAUAGAGAAAUAAUGUACUUUUGGGAAAUUCAUUUCUUGGUCAGCUUCUGUGGAUGGCAUUUAAUCUAUAAAACGAGAGAUGUCUGUAUUUCCUUCCGUGGGCCACCUUCACCUAGACAGUCACUGCUUUGCUUGAACAUAUCUGAUUCUUUCUCAUACCCUCCACUUGCACCCAAGAGUCAGCUAAGUUGUGGCAGCGUCUAUAUGUGAAUGCAACUUACUGUAGAUAUGAUAAGAUCAAGUCCUUAGGAAAUAAGGUUAAACUCCACCUUCUCUCCCAAGAGAAUAUUAGGGGACAUUUCAGUGUUUGAAAAUUGUAUUUACAAAAAGUUUCGGUGACUCUGGGUUCUUUUUUUGGUUUGUUUCUGUUUGUAUGUUUACUUAAUCUGACCUACUUUUUCUAGCUUUAUUUUCCUCUUUGCCUCUUUAUGCCCUCUAUGUUCUGUCCAGGAAGCACAGGGUGGUACAAAUGGUUAACAUGCUUAGCUAUUAACCAAAUGUUGGUGAUUUGAGCCCACCCAGAGGAGCCUCAGAAGAAAGGCCGGGUGAUCCGCUUCCAAAGAAUCAGCCAUUGAAAACCAUAUGGAGUGCCUCCAUGAACAACCACCUCCUUUGCCAUGAGACUGGAAGAAUGGGAUGGUGCCCAUCUACCAUUACUGAACAUUUUUGGUUAGCAGCCAAGCUCUUAACGACUAUGCCACCCAGGAACUCCUUAUUACUGAACAUUUUGAUCAAAGGUUCUAUAGAAGAAUCCUGAUCAGAAGGGAACAAAUGGAGAAUGGAAUUUCAAAUUCUCAUGGAAUCCAGACUUUCUGAAACACUAGAGGCUUGAUGAAUGCCUGAAACAAUUGCCCUGAGAUAAUCUUUAAACUUUAAGCAAAAAUAAAAAUCCCCUGAAGUCUUCUUAAAACCAAACAAUAGUUUAACUUAACUAGUAAAAAAUGUCUGCCUUGACCAUCAUGCUCUUUUAAGAUCUAUCUAUAUGGGAUCAAAUUGCCAACGGCAACUCGAAGGAUUAGAUGGGAAACUUAGGGGGCAGUGAGUUCACCUUAAUGGGGGAGGACCAACUCAGAAAAUGAGGGUGAGAGUGGUUGCACAACUCAAAGAAUGUGAUCAGUGUCACUGAGUUGUACACAUAGAGACUGUUGAACUGGUGUAUGUUCUGCUGUGUAUAUUCUCAACAACAACAAUAACAAAAAUAAAAUUAUUUAAAAUAAAGCGCUUGCACACUCCAAGCAAGCCAAUAAAGAAUUGUUAAUAUAAUUAUCAAUAAUAAUAAUAAUAAAAACACCCUAUAGAGCACAGUUCUACUCUAACACAGCUGAAGUCUCCAUAAGGUAAGAUCAACUCAAUAGCAACUAGUAGUUAGUAGCAGCUCUGACCAGAAGAAGCCAUCAAACCUGCCUCGAAUUUCCUUUUUCAUGUGUGCUCAAAUCAUUGCUUCUCCCAGGAAUGCUGGACUCAGUCUCCCCCUGUUGACAUAUUUUCAAGGUGCUUCUCAAAUCCACCCCUACAAGAAACCUUUCGUCAUCCAGCCCCUUUAAGAGAAUGCAAUCUUCUCUCCCUCUGACACCCACAGCACUUAGAGCCCCUCCCAAAGGCUCUUGCAUUCUGCCCCCUCCCCCCCGCCGGCAUUGGAGUUAUUUGCAUACUUCACACUCUACAGUCCCUGAGGUCAGGGCUUGUAUUUUACCAGACUUUACUCUCCCCAAGUCACUAGCACCAUACCUUACAUGAGGUGAUAUUUACUAUCUGUGUGGACGUGUCUUUGAGCAUAGAGCAUUACCUUCUUCCCUUCCCAGAACUGUGUAUAGAUUAUAUGACAAUGAGGUCACUACCACCUCCAAUAAUUUGGAAAUGGGGUUGCCAGAUUAAACAGAUAAAAAUACAGGAUGCCCAGUUAAUUAGAAUUUCAGAAAGCAACACAAAAUUUUUCAGUAUAAGUAUAUCCCAAGCAAUACGUGGGACAUGCUUAUACUAAAAAGUAUGUGUUGCUUAUCUGAAAUUCAAAUUUAACUGGGUAUCAUGUGUUUUAUCUGGCAAUUCCACUUGGAAUUUUAAACCAGAAAACUAGCACGUAGUGGAUUACAACAGAUAUAUGUAAAAUCAGAAUGGGCCACUCAGCAAGACUUGAUUGUAAUUGGAGUACGUAAGAAAAGUAUGCUUAUAAAAACACUUCUAACUUCCUCUUGUAACAUAUCUUAAGAAUGUGCUAGUCAGAAAGGGGUCAAUCAGCAAUAGAAAAUAGAGGUCAAAGAGACAAACGUUGGUCAUUCUCUCCAAUAUUGUCCUAGGAACACCGUCUUCCAGGUCUGAGACAUUCUGACCUUAGUAUGCAGGUGGAUUUACCAGGCUUUUGAGUGACACAGGAGCCCUGGUGGCACAGUGGCUUAAAAGCUUGGCUGCUAACCAAUAGGUUGCUAGUUCGAAUCCACCAGUGGCUCUUUGGAAACCCUAGGGGACAGUUCUACCCUGUCCUAUAGGGUUGCAAUAAGUUGGGAUUCACUCCACGGUAUUGGGGUUGGUUUUAUUUUUGUUUGUAUUUGUUUUUUUGAGUGACGCAGGCCACUAGGCUCAACCUAAUUUCCAUGUCACCAUGCAAACUUGUUACCAAGUUGGUUUCUCAUGCCUCUGGGAGUGGAUCUGCUCGUUUUUGAGCAUAAGUAUUCAGCCCUCUGAGGGUAAUGAUUAAAUAAAACGGCACUGGGGCUUUUCUAGACCAUUCUCUCCAUGAGCUUUGGACAGUGUGAGGCUGAUCCAUUCUUGCUAUGCUGGAUCAUCCUAGGUAACAUCAAUAAGUUAUAGUUUCUUUCACCCACUGCACUCUUUUUCUGAGUUUCUACAACUGCAAAUGGCACAAUCCAUUUAUUUAGGGCGUGUCAUGGGUUGAAUUAUGUCCCCCCAAAAUAUGUGUAUCAACUUGGUUAAGCCAUGAUUCCCAGUAUUGUGUGGUUGUCCUCCAUUUUGUGAUUGUAAUUUUAUGUUGAGAGGAUUAGGGUGGGAUUGUAACACCACACUUACUCAGGUCACCCCCCUGAUCCAAGGUAAAGGGAGUUUCCCUGGGGUGUGGCCUAUACCACCUUUUAUCUCUCAAGCAGAGAGCUGGGGAACACAUACUACCAAGAAAGCAGCAACAGGAGCACAGUGCGUCCUUUGGUCCAGGGGUCCCUGUGCCUGAGAAGCUCCUCGACCAUGGGAAGAUUGAGGACGAGGACCUUCCUCCAGAGCCGACAGAGAGAGAAAGGCUUUCCCUGGAGCUGACACCCUGAAUUUAGACUUUUAACCUACUAGACUGUAAGAGAAUAAAGUUCUCUUUGUUAAAGCCAUCCACUUGUGGUAUUCCUGUUAUACUAGUACAAGAUGACUAAGACAGGGUGUAAGUGCAUAAUAAUGAACCCAAAACCCAUUGCCGUCGAGUCGAUUCCAACUCACAGUGACCCUAUAGCACAGAGUAGAACUGCACCAUAUGGUUUCCAAGGGGCACCUGGUGGAUUUGAACUGCCAACCUGAUUAGCAGCUGUAGCUCUUAACCACUAAGCCAGCAGGGUUUCCAUAAUAAUAGUAGCAUUAAUUGAGUCCGUAGGUGGUGCAAAGGAUGAAUGUGCUUGGCUGCUAACUGAAAAGUUGGCGGUUUGAGCCCACACAGAGGAGUCUCUGAAGAAAGUCCCGUCAAUCUACUUCUGAAACAUUCGCCACCGAAGACCCCAUGGUGCACCGUUCUACUCUGACAAGAGUAUGCUCUCCGUGAGUCAGAACCAAUUCCAUGGCAGCUGGUGUUUUCGGGUUUUUAGCAUUUAUUGAGUGCUUAAUAAAUACUUACAACAACCCUCUGUCCCAGUUUUAGAGCUAAAGAAAUAGACAUAGAGAGAUGUAGUAAUCCCUGUCCAAGGCCACAGUCAGCAAGUGGCACAGCUGAGAUGCAAAGCCACAGCUUCCUGAAACCAAUGUCUGUGUUCCUAACUGCUUUGCCCUAGGAUCACGCGGAGAGGAGCUUUAAACAUUAACCAAUACCUGGGCGAUUCAGAAAACGAGCUGAAGGAGACUCCAGAUAAGAAAUCCAAAUAGUAAGGAGGAAGAAAUAUUCACCCUUGAAAGAAAGUGACAUCAUUACCCCUCUCUCACACCCGCGUUUGUGUUUUAUGAGAGGAUGAAACUUAUCUGAAUUACCAUUUAAAAUGUUUUGCCCACAUUACCAGGCUGGACGGACCCUGAAUCAACAGAGAUGUGUGUGUAACAUGAGGGAAGCUAAACAGAGACAGAGGAGGAGGGCAAGGAAGAGGGAGGAGACUCCGGCAAGUUAUUUUUACCUCCUGCUGCUUCACAGAGGAGUCCUGGUGGCACAGUGGUUAAAACCCUUGGUUGCUAACCAAAAGGUUGAUGGUUUGAAUCCACUAGCAGGAGGAAAAUGUGGCAGUCAUUUCCAUAAAGAUUAAACCAUAUGGGGCAGUUCUACUCUUGCUAUAAGGUUGUUAUGGGUCAGAAUUGACUCGACGGCACACAACAACAACAAUAUAUAUGUCUAAAAAUAGAUGUAUGUUUAAAAUAUAUAUAUAUGUCUAAAGAUAAAUUUGUUGUUGUUAGGUGUUGUCCAGUCGGUUUUGACUUAUAGCGACCCUUUGUAUAACAAAACACUGCCUGGUCCUGUACCAUCCUCACAAUCAUCGCUGUGCUUGAGCCCGUUGUUGUACCCACCGUGUCAAUCCAUCUCGUUGAGGGUUUUCCUCUUUUUCACUAAUGCUCUGCUUUACUGAGCGUAUUGUCCUCCAAGGACUGAUGCCUCCUGAUAACUUUUUCAAAGUCUGUGGGAUGAAGUCUCACCAUCAUUGCUUCUAAGGAGCAUUCUGGCUCUACUUCUUUCAAGACAGGUUUGUCCAUGGUGUAUUUAAAUAUUCUUUGCCAACACGAUAAUUCAAAGGUAUCUUCAGUCUUCUUUAUUUAUUAUAUAUAUAUCAUGAACAUAUAUUUUUAUAUAUACAUAUUAAAUAUAUAUAUAUAAACAACAACCCAUUACCAUCAAGUUGAUUCUGAUCCAUACUGACCCUAUAGGACAAUGUAGAACUGCCCCAUAGGGCUUCAAAGGAGUGGCUAGGGGAUUCGAACUGCCAACCUUUUGGUUACCAGCCGUAGCUCUUAACCACUGUGCCACCAGGGCUCUAAAAAAUAUAUUUAUAUAAUGAAUAUAUAUUAUUCUUUAUAUAUAUAAAAUCACCAAAUCCUUCAUAGGAGAGUCCCAGGUCUAGAAAGUUAAACCACUUCCGGUGACUCGUGUCAACAGACUUUUGUCAGAGAGCACUUCCAUAAUUAGAACUUGUGACCAACAUGUCAAAUCACGAGGAUAAAUCACAAGUAUUUGUCGUGAGCUCUGAUUUCUUAGCAAAAGACAACCUGUUAAAAUGUCAGGGCUUUGUGUUUUUCCUGUGAUUAUUACUGUAGUCGGCACCUUCUGAUUGUGAACAGCUUGUCGUAAGGGGCUUCUCCUGUGUUAUUUAAUCUUCUCAAUAACCCCACCCAACCCAGCACUGUCGAGCUGAUUCUGACUCAUAGCGAACCUAUAAGACAGAGUAGAACUGCCCCAUAGAGUUUCCAAGGAGUGCCUGGCGGAUUUGAACUGCCGACCCUUUGGUUAGCAGCUGUAGCACUUAACCACUAUGCCACCAGGGUAAAAAUUCUUACUGUCCCCAUUUUGUGGAUAAAGACACUGAGUCCCAGAGAGGUAAAUUUUCUUGUCCAAGAUGGUGACGGUGCCAUUGAGAAAACAGUGGUGUCUCUACUUGAACCCAAAUCCACUGUUGAUAGAUUCCAUGUUUUCCCCACUGUGGUGUGCAGACCUGAGCCCGUGGAGUAUUGUGAAAUAGGUUGGUUUGAUCUUCAUAAUCUCUAUGGACACUGCAGCGAACAAAACCACAGUGGCUAGUCCAUGCCUUGUUCCCUCAGGGCCCCCUGUAGGUGCCUGCCUGGCUGACCAAUGCCUCUGAGAAUCCCUGAGAGAACAGUGACCUAGAAAGGCAAGGAGGAGAGCUUCCAGGAGGGAGCGCUCAGUGUCAGAUGCCAGGUAUGAUAAGUUCUGACAAACAGGCCGUGUUUUGUUGUGACUUUGUGCCUUUGGUACAUGCUGUUCCCUCAGCCAAGACUGUCUUCUCCUGCUUUUUUGGAUUGAUCAAUCGCUACUCCUUCAACACUUAGCCCAAAAUAUUUCUUUUUUUCCUCUCUGCAAUAGAAAGAUCAUUAUUGUUUAAAAUAUAAUAGAGUCUUUUAAAAAUAGAACACUAGCUAACAAGUUUUUUAAAAAAGAAGACUCAACAUUGUGCCACCCUCCAGAGCUAACUUAAAAAAAAAAAAAAAUUGCUGCGGAAUCAACUCCCACUCAUAGGGAACAACCCUCUAGGAGAGGGUAGAACUGCCCCAUAGAGUUUCCAAGGAGCACCUGGUGGAUUUGAACUGCCGACAUUUUGGUUAGCAGCCAUAGCUCUUAACCACUACACCACCAGGGUUUCUUAAUAAUUAAUUUAGGAAAUGGUAUCAUAGCAUAUAUGUCUUGUAACCCUCAUUUUGACUCACUACAGGAAGUCUGCUGCUAACCAAAAGAUGUGGAGUUGGAACCCACCAGCUGCUCUGUGGGAGAAAAGACAGUGGCAAUCUAUUCCUAUAAAGAUUUCAGCCUAGGAAACCCUAUGGGCCAGUUCUACUCUGUCCUAUAGGGUUGCUACGAGUUGGAAUCGACACAGCAACAACAACAAUAUACGUACUUAUGGAAUGCCUGGAUGAUGCAAACCGUUAACACACUCACCUGCUAACCAAAAAGUUGGAGGCUCAAGUCUACCCAGAGGUGCCUUGAAAGAAAGGCCUGGUGAUCUACUUCCGAUAAAUGAGCCAUUGGAAACCCCGUGGAGCACAGUUCUACUCUGACACACAUGGGACAGCCACGAGCUAGAACUGACUCAACGGCAUCUGGUUGCUGGCUUACAUACCCAUAUAUAUCAGUAAGCAUAGGUUUAUACAACAUUUUAUUCAAAAUAAAUACAUGUAACAGAUAAAUCCUCACUGCAGAAAAAUUAACAUAAGGAAAAAGUAAAAACCACAAAAAGCCCUCCUAGAGAGAAUCAUUAUUAAUAUUUUGGCAAACAUCCUUCUUCAUACACAUGUACUCUCAUGUUCCUCCUCCCCUCCCCCCACGUUUUUAUAUAAACAGGCUCAAAAAUUCAGCGAGACCUUGGGGCUAGCCUGCCAUGGUAACAAAUAUGCCACGAGAUCAAUCUUAUUAAUGAUUGCAUAAUGUCAAUGUCAAGCAGCAGUCAAAAAUCAAAGGACACAUUGCAUUGGGCAAAUCCGCUGCAAAAGACCUCUUUAAAGUGUUAAAAAAGCAAAGAUGUCGCUUUAAGGACUAAAAUGUGCCUGAUCCACGCCAUGGUGUUUUCAAUCGCCUCAUAUGCAUGUGAAAGCUGGACAAUGAAUAAGGAAGUCCGAAGAAGAAUUGACGCCUUUGAAUUGUGGUGUUGGCGAAGAAUAUUGAAUAUACCGUGGACUGCCAGAAGAACGAACAAAUCUGUCUGGGAAGAAGUGCAGGCAGAAUGCUCCUUAGAAGCAAGGAUGGCCAGACUGCGUCUCACAUGCUUGGGACAUGUUAUCAGGAGGGUCCAGUCCCUGGAAAAGGUCAUCAUGCUCGGUAAAGCGGAAGGUCAGAGAAAAAGAGGAAGACCCUCAGUGAGAGGGACUGACACAGGGGCAGCAACAAUGGGCUCAGGCACAGCGACGAUCGUGAGGGUGGCGCGGGCCUGGGCAGUGCUUCCUUCUGUUUUACAUAGGGUCGCUAUCAGUUGGAAAUGACUUGCCAUUUCCUGACAAGAACAACAAUGAUGUUUUAUUGGGAGAUUGUAACUGUAUUUAGUUGAUUGAGAUGCUAGUGAUGAACGUCCUCAUACGUACAGUAUUCAUUCUGGAGUAAGAAAUAGACUUAAAAAUCAGAAGGUAAAAUUCUGGAGAUUCCACAUGAUCACAACUGUGUUUAAGGAAAAAAAAAAAAAAAAACCCACCACAGAUGAAAAAUCUCAAAGUUCAGCUAUGUUGACACAGGUUAUUUCUGGGCAGAGGGACCAGGGGUGACUUUGUUUUUUUGCUUACUCUUCUGUCCUUCAUUAUGUUGACUCAGGCAGAAAUGUAUUUUACCUCUGGCAGACCCUCUCUUUCCAGGUUCCUUGGCACCACACUUGCCUCCAUCACUUGCAACUUUCCAUCAUUAGUUUGUCAUAUCCUGUUCCUCAAAGGGAAACCCUAGUGGUGUAGAGGUUAAGAGCUACAGCUGCUAACCAAAAGGUUGGCAGUCUGAAUCCACCAGGUGCUCCUUGGAAACCCUAUGGGGCAGUUCUACUCUGCCCUAUAGGGUCUCUAUGAAUCGGAAUUGACUCGAUGGCAAUGGGUUUGGUUUUCGUUUUUAUUCCUCAAAGAGUUGUCAGUCCCUCCAAGUCUUUCAGGGACCUGUCCUUCCUUAAGUUAGCAUCAACUGGGCCCCACAGAUGCUCAGCAGGUAGUUGUGGACUGACUUGGAGAGUGAAUUUGAGGCAAGGUGUUAAUAUCAUGUGCAUUUAACAGAGCCUGCCUCCCCAUGUUGUCCACUUGUGGGGAAGAAGCCUUGAGGGACAUACAAGGGCAUGAAGGCCUUUCCUGCCUCAGAUCAGAAUCCCCGGGCGGCCCUCCAGCUAGGUGCCCACCUGUCUCUGUCGGCUCCCUGAACUGACCUGGCCAGAAGGAAGAUGGUUUCUUUGGGCAGCAGCUGUCCCCUCCCCAGAAAACUCUAAGCGAAUGCAGAGGAUAUCUUCAGUAUUUCCAUAGAGUUCACCGCCGAGUGGGUUGCUGUUUUAUGUUUGGUUACUGGUGAGACACUUCCUCUUUUCAUCUGAAUGUCUAAUCCAGGCUCACCCUUCCCCUUGGAGACUGAAAAGGGGAACGUGAAAGAAAAACUGAAAAUUUCAGAUCUAGCACAAGAGACCAUGCUGUCAUCCUUAGGCAGGGGCUGGGGAAGCCACCCCGGAAACCAUGACCUCCUCCGGUGGUCAGAGACACCACCUGACCUGGGCCUUUUCCCUACCCUCAUGCUAACUUCCUUAGCACCCUCUCAAGUAUUCUUAAAUGCUACAAGGGAUCCUUGGCACACCUAAUGCCUAUUUUUCAGAAAGCAUCAUUCUUAAAGUAAAAAAUAAAAUCUGUUUAGGUGUACUGGUUAAGCACUUAGCUGUUAACAGAAAGGUCGGCAAUUUAAAUCAACCAGCAGCUCUGCAGAAGAAAGAUGUGGCAAUCUCCUUCUGUAAAGAUCGCAGCCUUAGAAACCCUAUGGGUUAGUUCUACUCUGUCCUAUAGGGGUCGCUGUGAGUCAGAAUCAACUUGAUGGCGACAGGUAUUGAGUUUACUGUAUUCAUUACAUACGAGUAAAUCUGUGUAUGUAUGUUAUAGAUACACGCAUGUACAGGUGUAUAUGAUAAAUGUGUGUAUAUGUAGAUAUACAUAUGAGAUUGUGAAAGCUUUUGGAAACUGCCUGAGGCAUAAAAAAUAACUUGCCUGACAUCAAAGAAUUGCAAAAGAAGCCACAGCACCAAGGGCCUUAGUGACUGCUUAGCGAUUUGUAGCAUGAUUGAUGAUAAGCAUCUAUCUGCUCCAGUAAGUUCAAGUAGAACUGUAACAAUCUGUUUGUUCCCGGAAACAGUGACUGAAGUCACAAAUCAUAAAUAAUAAAAGAUAGAAAAAAUCCUCUUUUAACCUAAUGGACUAAGAGAUUUCUCGCUUUUCAUUUCUGCUAAUGGCCUCUCUCCUGAGGUACUGCCAGAGCUGGCCCGUUACAGGCAAACCAAGCCUCAGUUUGCAAGCAGCACAGGCGCCAAGAGAUCAUUUCUAAGUUGGUUGUUUGGAAGGCAGAAUGUGGCUCUUCCGGCCCUAGCUGAGCUGGGUGUUUGGGGCUAGGGUUCUACGUAGUGCCUGAGGGAGCAUCAACUCCUGCUCCUCUGCACGUAGCCUUGAUUCUGAGCACAAUUUAAGCAUAACUUUCAUUUCCAUCUUGCCACUUCCCUUUUGGCAUCCAGGUCCCAGUGCCCUAAAUCGUUUGGACUGCAGCACCCUCCCCCAAGCUAUCUCACCUCCUCUGGGCUGCUCUCCCACCAAGGAACUUCGGGACCCCAAAUUACCAGAUUCAAGAUCUGCACCCUCUUUAGUGGGACCCUCAGGCUCCCUACUGCACCCUGCUUCCAGAACACUGACAGCAGGUUACUAAAUGACCUUUCCUUGGGAAAAAGGCCAUGGCCCCAGAAAAGAAGCUUCCAGUUACAACUUGUCUAUAAGCCUGAAAUUAUUUUAAGAAACCUUGGUAUUUCUCAAGAACCAGUGAAUGAUGCAUUAGUACUCCCAAUUUGAACAGGCAUUACAUGCAUGCCGUAUUACUGAAAAAUGGGUUCAGGCAAGGGUCGAUGCGGGCACUGUGGUCAAAGAAUGAAUUCUGCGAUUUCUAGGUCCAAGAGGGAAACAAGUAACAUGAGAGAAGCUGAGGUGAUCAUUAGAGUUGAAGACUGAACACCUAUAGAAUUACAUUCCUCGAAGGAGAGCCAGGAGCCCUGAUGGUGCAGGGGUUAAGAACUCAGCUGCUAAACAAAAGGAAA
This is a messenger RNA of Loxodonta africana (African savanna elephant), 23057 nucleotides long. It is a transcript of the gene GNA13, whose product is annotated as G protein subunit alpha 13. Gene Ontology annotation, cellular component: heterotrimeric G-protein complex; brush border membrane. The transcript has 4 exons. NCBI's taxonomy places the organism in Eukaryota, Metazoa, Chordata, Mammalia, Proboscidea, Elephantidae. Gene Ontology annotation, biological process: adenylate cyclase-activating G protein-coupled receptor signaling pathway; Rho protein signal transduction. Gene Ontology annotation, molecular function: G-protein beta/gamma-subunit complex binding; GTPase activity; guanyl nucleotide binding. The coding region runs from base 25 to 1158 and encodes 377 amino acids. The record is from RefSeq and is a predicted model, not a curated record.